Molecule: messenger RNA, 465 nt
Organism: Quercus lobata
Lineage: Eukaryota; Viridiplantae; Streptophyta; Magnoliopsida; Fagales; Fagaceae
Product: serine/threonine-protein phosphatase 7 long form homolog
Exons: 1
Coding region: 1-465 (154 amino acids)
Biological process (GO): meristem maintenance; meristem development
Source: RefSeq, a predicted model, not a curated record
AUGGUGGAUGAUCGUGCCCUCGACAUUAUCAAGAGAGUUGGAUUAGAGGGGCUACAUAGGACCCUAUCUAGAGAGAUUGAUCAUAACUUGAUAACGACCUUUGUUGAGCGAUGGUGGCCUGAAACUCACACCUUUAACCUGUCACAUGGUGAGAUGACAAUCACAUUACAAGAUGCGAAGGUUCUUUUGGGGAUUCCAAUUGAUGGUGAGGCAAUUGUUGGAACAAUUGACAAGACUUGGGCUACUGAAUGUCAGAAUUUGCUUGGAAUUGUUACUAACGGUGUAAUGCUUCAAGGACAACGAAUCCAGAUUAAUCGGCUACUUCAAAAAGUAGACCAAGGGUUACCCGAUGGUGCAACAGAGGAUGUUGUGCAUCAGUAUGCACGGUGUUAUAUUCUAGCACUCCUAACGGACACAAUUUUUGUCAACAAGCUUGGCAAUAGGGUGCAUACGAUGUGGUUGUAG